CAGAUUUCAAUCCAUAACCUCUGUGAUCUUCAAUGCAAUGUUUAUCAUCAAGUAUCAAGUUGUCUUCAUCUAUGAUGUUUAUUGCUAAAAAUCUAAAUAAGAAACUAACUAAACACGGCGUGUUAUUUUAGUUUGUUUCUAGUGAAAAGUUAGUAAGUGUUGAAAGUAUCCGGAUAUACUUUUGGACGUUUAGGUUAAAUGAAUCUAAUUCAUUACUAGUUAAUACAAGUGCUGGUUUGUAUAUAAACAAUCAAAAUGAACUUUGUUGAAACGUUCCGGCAGUACCACAGCAAAUUGGUGGAUCCUUCAAUUGUUACUAAAAUUUGGAAGGAAAUUAUAAUUGGUAGAAGGUCUCUGAUUUCUGUUGAUAGUGUGAUUGAAUACAGCUUUCACUAUCCAGUUGAUACUGAAUUUUACCUGGAAGAGCUGCUCGACAAAUUUGAGAGCGCUAUGAAAGAGGACCUGAGAACUAUUGAAGGAAACCUGAAAGCCUAUAUCCAAACUUUUAUCUAUUACUGCUUGGGAUCUGCCGACAGAAUUCCUAUUAGAACAUCCUUACUUAGUGCAGAGUUAUACUUGAAAAUCCUUCUAUUGCCUUCGGAUAUCGGGAAGUUAUAUUUCGAAAAGAACAUGUUUGUCAUGGUGUUGUAUCUGUGUACCAAGUGUAUAAGAAAGCAGAAUAUUCCAACAGAACAAUUAACCAAAGUGUUAGAGCUUAUUUAUAAGUAUGUGUCGGAACGUUCAGUGUCGUUUUUGAUGAUCCAAGGCACUGCAAACCUGUAUGCCAAUGUUCUGAAGCAUCGGUCCAUAGAAGGAGAUAUCAAGAAAUGUGAUGACCCUUUGGCGAUGGUUUGCUUGAAUUGUUUAAAAAACCUUAUAGUAGCAAAGGAGCAUCCAAGAGAAGUCAAGUAUAUAAUGGAAAGUAUGUUAAGAUGUAUGAGAACGGAUAUCAGCAAAACAAUAUCACCAGGUCAACGAAAGAUCGCUAUAUGUCUAUCAAAGAAAUUUAUUAAAAAUGUUAUGUUUGUGGAAAUUGAAGAUAAAAACAAAAUGCAAUAUUUCCUCGAUGCUUUGUUUGCUUUAAUUGGCGUAUCAGAUUUUGAAUAUUUUGAGGACUGCUGUGAUAUUAUUAACAUGCUAGAUGAACAGCUAUAUAAAGAGUUUUUGCGACGCCUUCCAAACUAUCUGGAAUCGAAAAACCACGAAAAAUAUUAUGUAAAUAUAAUGUGUCUUUUGUAUUACAUGUUGAGUCAGCCACAUCCAGGAAAUUUUCCGAAAUUGAAUGUAUUAUAUUCAGUUUGCAUAAAAGAGAUGGUGAUAAAAUUAUUACACAGGAAGAAAAGCAUUCAAUAUAGGAGCAUAGAGAUUUUAGCAAAAAUUUGCUUGUUGCGAAAAAAUGCUGUAUUAGAUGGCGUUUUUGAGAUUAUAAACAUCACAGGCAAUUUGGCAACUAUUCGUGUAUCAAGUAUUUUGAGAGCAUUUGUGCGAAUUUUGGAUGAUCAAUAUGCUGGAAACCCCGUGAGGAGUAAACAAAUUCUGCAUAUAGUUUCAAAGUUUCUGAUUUCUAUAGAUAAAGUGGAUGCAGAUUUAUCGUCACAGAUUCUGUUUCUGGUGUGUAAAGACGGAACACCUUAUAGCGUUAAAAAUGUGCUUCCAGAGCUACAUAGUUUAUAUUUGCAACUCUCUGAGAAAUUAUCGUGUGGUGCUCGUUUGGCCAUUAUGAGAAUAUUUUUCAAAAUGGCCAUGCAUGCUGAUCCCUCAUCUUCAGUAUUUAUAGAGCAUCUCUAUAAUUCCAUGAUUUACUCAUCUACAAUCCAUGGCGUAGUAUAUGGUCCAGAACAAUAUUCAAACCUGUUAAUGUCGGAGGAAUUUGAUUACGAGUUGUUUUUGCCUAAAUGUAGGCAUCUAAUCAAGUACGACCAGGUAUGUCAUCUAAUAUCGAACUUCAAGUGCAAAGAACCAGGAUAUUGCAUUCUGUUAAAUAGCUUAUUGGAUUAUGUGAAAUACAAGGAAUAUAAUAUUUUAACCGACUAUAUAAUUGACAAUUUUGAAGAUAUUUGCUGUGUAGAUGCAGCUGGGCAUCUCCUGAACGGAUAUAGAAGAAUUCUAUUGAAUAAAGGUGUCUAUAAUGUAUCAGACACACCCAAGUUUAACAUUAUUCAUGGGUUGUUGUGGAAUUCCUUGUUCAAGCAAAUAUGUGGCGUUACUAGUAUAAAGGCUAGCUUCGACCUUAUAGAUACACUAAAUGAAAUUUUGCAUUUGCCGAAUGAUGAAGAACAAAGAGUAACUUUGUUGACUUUGAUAAGUGAAUGUGCUUAUCGGGAUCUGAAACAAAAUGAUUUAAUGGCGGGCUCAGUAAUGACUUUAACAGAAGUUUGCAUCGCGUUGAAAAGACCACCAAGAAAUGAAAUCUUGGUUAUUUUUGAGAACGUAAUGGAUGACCCGAGAACUAUGUCAUUGCUGAAAACAAAAUUGAAGGAUGCUUUAAUUCAGCUAAUAUCUUUCUUCGGUACUAUGGCUAUGAUGGAUCGUCCGAAAAUACCCACCGCUUCUAAAAUGUUCAGAAAAGCAUUAGAAGUUCCUGAUCCCCUUGUUCAGUUAACUGCUAUCAAGAUGUACUAUACUCUUUCUUCAGAACUAAGUCAUGAGUUUGAAGAUAUAAUCAAAUUUUGUUUUAAAAAUGUCACUUCCGACCAUACGGUGUUGAGUAGAGUAUGUCUCACUAUUUUAGAAGAGCUUAUUUAUGACAGUUAUGUACUACUGGAUUCUGAAAGUUUUAUGAGAUUUAUACACAGGCUAGCUUCCUACAGUUUAAGUGAUUUUAUGAGACAUAUGUUAAAUGAGAGGUUCUUGGUGUCCAAUAAGCAUGAUGUAGGCCGAUUUUACAUGACUACUUUAGUGUACAUGAGUGGACAUACGAAGUUGGAGGAUUAUCCAAUUAACGAGAGUUUCCGUAAAGAUUUGGUUGAAAUGAGAAAUCUUCUGGAUAUUCCAAAUGACCUAAUUAAAUUCUUGUUUACCUCCAUUCAGCCUAAAACAAGAUUUAGCAUUCUAAACGAGAUCUGCUUGAUAUUCGAUUUAUUAGUAGCAGGAAAAUGUAAGAUAGACGAUAACUUUUUCAUUUUCUUCAAUUACUCGUUGUACACGUUUAAAGUGAUGACCGGUAAAACAGAUUUUAAAUAUCGGAAUACUUUUUAUGGCCAAGUCUGUCGAUCAGUAAACAAGCAAAUUUUUAAUAGAGAUGGUAAAUGUAAAGAUCUAGCAUUAUAUGGGGAAUAUGAAUCUGAUGUAAGGCGGUGUACUAUUUCGUUAUUGCAACUGCUAUACUUCAUUCAAAAUGAAGAUCGUCUUAAUGAGUAUCUCUGUCCCGUGUUUGACGCACUUGCAUGUUGGAUCGAUCAUGUGAAACCUGAGCUGAUACACUACAUCCAGUAUGAAAACGGCAAAGAAUUUGACCAUCCCUUGAAAAGGUUGGUUCACUUUUAUAAAAGUAAUAAACUACGAUUGGAGAAUUACAUUAAUAAUCAAGAGAGCUUUACAGUUGAUACCAUAAUGGAUGGAGUAAACGUAUGCGAUGCGUCAGACGCAUGCAUCAAUCGUUCAAGCGAUUCCAGGCCUUAAGAGAUACUUUACAGAAGAGAAGCUCUAAUUAAUAUUCUGCUUUUGGUUUCUACAAGAUUGCGGUUGCAUAGUACAUAUCGAUUAGAGCAGAAUACCAUAUUAGAUUCUGGAUUAUUUAAACACAAAACAUUUACACAUGUGUCAUCAUUUAAUUUUUAAUGAAUUCUGUGAUCUUAAUAUGAUGUACAAAUACUACUAAAAUGUGGUUUAUAUACAUGCUAUUAAUAAAAUAAAUGUGCGUAAUAAUUGUCAUUAUGUAAGAGAUCAUGAAAUGCUACUACUUUAUGAUAGCAGACGUUGGUACCUAAUUUGUUAAAAUUAUGCUAUAUACUAAAAACCAAUUUAAGCUAUAAUUAAUCUUAAAGAAAUCCGUUUUAAAAACACAACCAAUAUUUAAAUAUAUUCUGAUCUAAUUUAAAAGCGAAUGUUAGUCACAUAACUUCGAAAUAACGAAAUUCACUAUUAACCUAAUUAAUAGUGAAUUAAUCUCGUUAAUUCUAUUAAAUCAUCAGUUUAAAACAAAGAACUUUUAAUCGGUUGAUCUUUAAACGCGACAGAAGGUGUUCUAAAAUAAUUGUAAUCUUUUAUAUAAAAAUUAUCAUUUUGUACUAAUAUUGAAUAGUACAAGAUUUGAUAGAUGGAAUACUUUAAUAAGCAAAUUUGUAGUUAAUCAAACUAAUAAUCACAAAAUGAUAAUUUUUAAAUAAUGCUAUCGUACACAUAAGAGGCAAAUCUACAAUCCAAUUUGAGUUGGACGCAUAUGUAUCUAAAUGUAAUAUGAAUAAAUUGACUGUUUAAAA
Molecule: messenger RNA, 4421 nt
Organism: Dendroctonus ponderosae (mountain pine beetle)
Lineage: Eukaryota; Metazoa; Arthropoda; Insecta; Coleoptera; Curculionidae
Exons: 14
Coding region: 256-3621 (1121 amino acids)
Source: RefSeq, a predicted model, not a curated record